AUGGCGGGCAUCCAGCAUGCAGUGGCUGACCCGGGAGACGCGCUCCCGUCGGGACAUUUCCUCUUCACUUCGUCACACCCGUUGGGCAAGGGCGGCUGCGGGACCGUCUGGGCCGUCAAGGACGCCACCGACCCACACGGCCAUGACGUGGCUCUCAAGACGAUGCAGAAGCCCAUCUUCGCGGACCUCAAGGACCCCGGCAGGAACGAGGUGGCCUUUAUGAGGUCACUCAGGGAAGACGCCGAGAUGCGGGCAGUGACUCGAGGGGAUUCGGUUGCCGACUGGCCGCAGCAUUGGCAUCCCAACGUGGUGAGGGUGUACGAUGUGUGUGACACCAACGGGGGGAGGUUUGGAGACAUGUGGGCCAAGAUGGAGCUGCUGCCGAGACCGACACACUAGUAUCCAUUUCAGACGAGAAGGUGAGGUGGAUCCAUCCCUGAAACCGAAUGGCCGGCAAGAAUGUGCGUGUGUGUGUCUCCUUUUCUGCAGGUGUCAGCGUUGGUCAAUUUGCUAUUCCAUGCGAGGCAGGGCGACCAGAUCAAGUAAGACAACAGCGUAAGUCGAUAUGCUGGUCUGUCGCUUGUGCAUGUUCUCAGUCAUUGGCUGACUUUUCUUUCUAUCAUUCCAUCAGAUUUUUACAGAGACGCUGACGGCAAUCGUGUUCCUAAGCUGCCAUCGUCGCCACCCGGCCACGGACAUCUCUCCAUCGAUCCUUGUUGUGUGUAUUUUCCUUGUUGUCUGUCAGACCUGACUUUGUUGCAGCGCUGCAGCCCCUUCAAGGAUGCGGUGUAUCAAGCCGGUGUGCUGGUCGUCGAGAGCCACCCGAGGAAACCCCUCUUUGAAGUGCCCGACGACUACCCGGGGCAGAUCAACAAGAGCCAGUACAUGCAGGAGGAGGCCGAGAGAUACGGCGGCUUCAUCGGUCUGCCGGGCCAGGGAGACAUGCCGGGCAUCGACAGCAGGGUGGGGCGAGGGAACGGGCUGGCGGUCCCGUACAGUGAGGCGCAUCUGAAGACGAGCAUUCGCAAGGGGGUGGCUGGAACGUCCAUGGACGAACAGGCCAUCGCGUCCAAGUAAGUGAAGUACGGAACAGAAAAAGCACCUCUUAAUUGCUCUGUCUGUGUCUCGCUUUGAUUGUAGGUGUUUGUGUUAUGCCCGGCAGCGUUGGACGGCAGCCCAGCUGCUAUCGCAUGCGUACUUCCAGGAUCCCGCACUUGACACGCUCAAGAACGGGGGUUCCCCAUCAGUGAGCUCGCCGCCCCCACCCGGGCAAGGCCCUCUAUCAACCCACCAGCAUCUGUCUGUCUGUCUGUCUCUCUGCCUGUCUGUCUGUCUGUCUGUGUGUGGCUCCCUCCAGGUGUACCAUCGCGAUUUGACUGCCAAGAACGUCAUGCUCACGUUCAGGGCGAGCAACAGCAAGGUGUGGCGCGUCAAGAUCAACGACGUGAGGGAGUGGGCAGAGAACUGCCCGGACAUCCGCGACUUGGGCCACUACGAGGGGCGGAUGCUCACCGGCAUCUCGUCGGGGAUCCUGGACGUGCUGCCCGAAAUGAUCGUUGGCGGCCAAGACAACCCCACCUCGACGGCUUCAAUUGCGCAAAUCGAGUGCUUGGCAAAGUUGCAGGACUGGUUCGGUAAGUUAGUUAAGUGGCGGAGCGAGGGAGGGGAGGGAGGCAGAGAGGGAGGGAGGAAGCAGAUGCCGUCCUGAGUGAGUGUAUCUGUGUGGUGUGGUGUGGUGCGGUGUGGUGUGGCCGUUGUGUGUUGUCAGGUGAGUUUCUGCAGGACACGCAAUAUCACAUCGGACCCCAUCACCGCAUCCCACGCACAGCCGGUGCGCAGCACACACACGCACAUACACACACGCACAUACACGCACACACAGGUGCACACACCUGAUGCUGCCUCGUUCUCUCAGAUGGCCGUGCCGAUGACAACGGCCAGCCCCGUCGCCAGCACCACGCCCACACCGAUGACGAGCUCGACAGUGACCACAUGGACCGCCACAACCGCCCGACCCGCCUCCGCCCCGACCGCCAAGACGACAGCUACGACGACCGACAUGAAGACCGUGGCCCCGCGCAUCGUCGGCCUCGCGAUAGAGAUAGCUACGACAGUUGCGUCGGCGGCGGGUGCGCAGUGCGCGAGAGGGUGGAGGAGGCGGACGGGCGCUUUGGUGCUGGUGUGGGUCGGCCCGGUGUGGGUGGCGAGCAGGGGUAUGUAGAGAGGGAGAGGGAGAGGGAAUUGCGGACUGUGCGCGGGGAGAUCCAGCACAAGUACCACAACCAGCACGACCAGCAUGGCGACCUCCUCGCACAGGUGCGGUGCGCAUUCACAAACAGAGCCUUAAAGAUAGAGCGAGAGGGAGGGAAUAGUCGCCACGACAUCAACGUGCGAGUCCCUUCUCUCUCUCUCUCUCUCUCUCUCUUUCUGUGUGUGUGUGUGUGCGUGUGUGUGUUCAGGCUUUGUCACGUCCAGCCAGGGACCCUCCCCGUGUGGCGGGCGGCACCUUCGCGCGUGCUCUUGGCGGCGUCCGGCAGCAGAUGUUCCAGGCACACCCACGGCAGCAGCAGCGUCCGGGUCCCGUCCACGGCCAGCCCCCACACACACAAUGGCCCUUCAUACUUCCCCCUCCGCCAGCGCGACCCAGCAGGAUGGCCACCAACCAGCAGGUAGCCCCCCCCCCAACACACACACAGACACACACAGAAACACACGCCUCACGCGCCUCACGUAUGCUUUGGAUGGAUGAAUGUGUGUGCAGGGCGGUGGCGGCGGCGGCUCGUCCCUGACCCACGGCUACGACGACAAUCAUGGUCAGCCGGCAAGACGUGUCCAUGAAAUUAUCCUGUUUGUCUAUACUCCACUGUAUGUGCUUACUGCAGAUGACGACAACCAGCCGCCAUCGCAUGCUGCCGCUUCCGCUGCUACUGCCGCAGCGCCCUUCAUGCCCUCUAGCAACCUGGCGCCCGCCCCGGCGCCGACCGUGGCGCCCAACAGGAACAGGAACAAUAACAAUAACAAGAAGAAGAAGACAACACAGUGGCGGGCCAAGAGGGGCGGUGGGGCACAGACAGACGCCCCUUAG
Vitrella brassicaformis is the source of this 3085-nucleotide messenger RNA. NCBI's taxonomy places the organism in Eukaryota, Vitrellaceae. The record is from the annotation of a GenBank genome assembly.